Pocillopora damicornis (cauliflower coral) is the source of this 2885-nucleotide messenger RNA. RefSeq names its product rab GDP dissociation inhibitor alpha. The record is from RefSeq and is a predicted model, not a curated record. Lineage: Eukaryota; Metazoa; Cnidaria; Anthozoa; Scleractinia; Pocilloporidae. Gene Ontology annotation, cellular component: cytoplasm. Gene Ontology annotation, biological process: vesicle-mediated transport; small GTPase-mediated signal transduction; protein transport. Gene Ontology annotation, molecular function: Rab GDP-dissociation inhibitor activity.
AGCUGGCUCGUGAUCUUCGGUGCUGCACCUUCCCGUACCUCGUGAAGUUUUCGCGCUCGGUUACCUCUCCAACCUCAGUCUUUCUUCAGAUUAGGGAUUUUCAAGCAUGGAUGAAGAAUAUGACUGUAUCGUUCUUGGUACAGGACUCAAGGAGUGCAUAUUAAGUGGAUUUUUGUCAGUGAAUAAAAAAAAGAUUCUUCACAUGGACAGGAAUCAAUAUUAUGGUGGGGAAAGUGCUUCAAUCACACCACUGGAAAAGUUCUAUGAACUGUUUGGAAAAACUCCUAAACAACUAGGAUCAUCAAAAGAUUGGAAUAUUGACCUCAUUCCCAAGUUCUUGAUGGCGCAAGGUGACCUGGUUAAAUAUUUGAUUGAAAGUGGAGUUACCCGAUACCUUGAAUUCAAACAAGUAGAAGGAAGCUACGUGUAUAAGGAUAAAAAGCUUUUCAAAGUACCAGCAGAUGAAAAAGAGGCUCUCGCAACCAGUCUCAUGGGAAUGUUUGAGAAAAGAAGAUUUCACAAAUUUCUUGUGUUUGCCAACAACUUUGAACCAGAUGAUAGUAAAACAUGGCAAGUUACUCAUUAGCACAGUAUGGAAAGUCACCAUAUCUCUAUCCCUUAUAUGGCUUGGGAGAACUUCCACAGGGUUUUGCCCGCCUGAGUGCAAUAUACGGUGGAACAUACAUGCUGGAUAAGCCUAUAGAGGACAUCAAGUACGAUGAGAAUGGUAGAGUUUGUGGUGUCACUUCACAGGGAGAAACUGCCAAGACAAAGAUGGUGAUCGGUGACCCCUCUUAUUUCCCUGACAAAGUGAAAAAAGAUGGCCAGGUUGUUCGUUGCAUAUGCUUCAUGGAUCAUGCUGUUCCUAAGAUCAAAGAUUCUGCCUCUUGCCAAAUCAUCAUUCCUCAAAAUCAAGUGAGCAGGAAAUCAGAUAUCUAUAUUUGUGUUGUAUCGUAUGCACACAACGUGGCAGCCAAAAAUUACUACAUAGCUAUUGUCAGCACAACAGUGGAAACAGCCGAUCCAGAGGCAGAGCUGAAACCUGCUCUUGAUCUGCUGGGUCAUGUUAUAGAGAAAUUUGUGAAAGUCAGUGAUAUUUUAGUUCCCACUGAUGAUGGCAGUGAAUCUGGGGUUUUUAUCACAACCACCUAUGAUGCCACAACACACUUUCAAACAACUUGCAAGGAGAUUGUGGAUAUCUUCAAACGCUGCACAGGGGAAGAUCUUGACCUUUCAAGUGUGCGGGAAGAUCUGGAAGCUGCUCAAAGAGAAUAGAGUAUUUGGAAGCUUGCUGUGAAGUAAAUAGAAUUAUGAAAUAUUUGGACCUGAUGAAACCCAAUCAAAAUAUCAACCUAUGAUAUCUCAUUGUAGUUUGUAUUCAUUGUAAAAAUACCCUUCAUAGCUUGCUAGUGAAAGCCAAGCUUGGUAGACCUUUUCACCCUAAACAUUCCCACAUUCUCCUUACUGGCUGCCAUAUACUUUCUUUCUUGUUGGUUUGAGAAGUUGGCGCCAGAGCAAGUCAUCAUCGUCUAACUGAUGGUCUUGUUUAACUCCCAUCAGUCAGUUACUUAACAGUAUUGUGACACUGUAAGGAGAAUUUGUAUACUGAUUGCUUCUGUGAGUGGAAAGGUUUACAACUGAUGAAGUUCUUAAAAUUGACAUUCCUUGUUUAUAUGAUUCAUGUGAUUUUUUACCCUUAAGCUUUGCUGGCAACUUCUUAGUCAAAACUCAUUUUUGUAACAACUUUCACCCUGUAGAUUGCCAUGGGUAUACACUUUUAGCACUGUUCUUUGCAAUCAGUGUAUAUCUGGAAGGAAUGAAAGUUAAAAAGACCAGUCUUCCUUCAUUGACCUUCCAGUUUCUGUUUUGCCAUUGUUUAGAGAAGGAACGCAUGGGAAUGGAACAGUACGUUUAGGAUUUCCUCUCACUCCUGAAUUGUUCUCUGAUCAUUUUCAUUAAUUUUUUUGCUAAUCUGUGAGACUUUUGUGCAAAUAAAUGGGUUUUAUAUGAUCCAUCUUGUGAGGAUCAACUGGAGGAACACGUGGGAUUUUCUUAGAUUUCCCCCCUCCCUCCCAAAAGCAAUGUCUAUGGUUAAGGCUGAUGCUUUGGGGCCUUUAGAAAUGUGUGAUAGAUAGAUAGGAGAUCAAGAUCAGCCUGUGCCUUUCAGUAUGUGCUAGUUUUGUCUGUCUCAGUGACACUAUGGCUGAAUAGUACACUUUUUAGAAUGCUCAAAACAAGAUGAACCUGAGUUUUGACAUUAUAGAUAUUUGCUGUUGACCCUUUAACUCCCAAAAUCUGAUUGUCAAUUCGUCUUUCUAGCUGCUAGACACAUCCUUGUAAAUUAGUUAUGAGAACUUGGAGCUAGAUCGAGAUAACUACAGCUUCUACCUGAUAAGUUUGAAUAUUCUCAUUACCUGUCAGCUGAAUAAUAUAUUGAUAUUAUAGGGAGAAGUUUCAUGUCAAUCACUUCUGGGAUUUAAAGGGUUAACAAAUUCUUUCAAUGUAUGCAUGAGCUGUUAAGAAAUAUAUGAAGAACAUGAAAUAGAAUUUGUAUCAGGGUAGGAGGUGCUUAGACAGUGUAGAACUCGCUUGGCUUUUCAUGUUUUAGAAAACGGUUCAGGAGGUUAAGAAAGUCAUGGAACUAUCCAGCUCCCGUAAAAUAUAACUUUGUUAAAUGAUUUUUCUUCAGCCCUAAACAUUUUGAGACUGGUUCAUAUAAACCAUAUGCAUUUUCCAUGAAAGCCCAGUCUUGAAAUAUCCAUUGAUUUAUAAAGAUUAGAGAGAGAAAUAGAGAGUCCGUUUGUGCUAAUAAAUUUAAAAUUUGUAGCUUGAAUUGAAUUGUUGUGUGGAAUCUACAUUAAAGAAAAUUGCACUUGUUAAAGACA